AUGGGCAAUUCCUAUGCCCACCAUAAAUUCAUCGCAUUGAUUCUUCGUGCAAUUGUUCGACCAAGGCUACAUAUUCAUCCCAACCCAGACGAGACGGUCGGUAUUCCAGCGCGAGACCCUGGUCGCUCGAUCAGAGUUCACAUCUACAAAUCGGCCAAUCAACACCAAGCUAGUCCUGUGCUAGUAAACUUUUGUGGCAGUGGCUUCGUACUCCGGACCUUUGGAUCUGAUGAUGAAUAUUGUCGCUACAUUGCAGAUCGAACCAAUUAUACUGUAAUUGACGUUCAAUAUCGCCUCGCACCAGAACAUCCUUUCCCAGCUGCCUUUCAUGACGCCGAAGAUGUUGUAAAAUGGGUCCGAUCUCAACCAGACCAAUUUGACUCUUCAUGUGUCUGCCUCUCUGGAUUCAGUGCAGGUGCAAAUAUUGCUCUUGGGGUAUCUUCAUCAUCUGAAAUCUUCGAAAAUGAAGAUUUGGACGUGAUUCAUACUGUCAUUUCUCUCUACGGCCCGACAGAUAUGGCCUUACCGACCCCCCAGAAAACUCAGGCUGAUUCAUCAAACUUUAUCAUGCGAAAAAUAUUUCCUACUUUUUCUCACUUGUGUCAUAAGUGUCUUAAUCCAGGAGUGGUGGAUCCGCACGAUCCACGACUUUCACCGCUGCUUGCUGAUCCUAGCAAAUUCCCACAAAAUGUUCUGAUCAUUACUGCCGCACAGGAUCCAUUCGCCAUAGAAGCAGAGGAGCUGGCCAAGAAAAUUCAACGCAUAGACGGGAAGAACUCUUUUUAUAAGAGAAUGGUUGGAUGUGCUCACGGGUGGGAUAAAGAAGCUGUUAGAGGAACUUCACAGUGCAAAGCUAAAGAUGAGGCUUACGCAUUGGCUGUCGAUAUGCUACAAAGAGGAAGGAUAGAUAAACUCGAUCAUAGAUUUUGA
Messenger RNA from Penicillium macrosclerotiorum, 930 nucleotides. RefSeq lists its product as uncharacterized. The record is from RefSeq and is a predicted model, not a curated record. The coding region runs from base 1 to 930 and encodes 309 amino acids. The transcript has a single exon. Gene Ontology annotation, molecular function: hydrolase activity. NCBI's taxonomy places the organism in Eukaryota, Fungi, Ascomycota, Eurotiomycetes, Eurotiales, Aspergillaceae.